Molecule: messenger RNA, 2651 nt
Organism: Diospyros lotus (date-plum)
Lineage: Eukaryota; Viridiplantae; Streptophyta; Magnoliopsida; Ericales; Ebenaceae
Product: protein NRT1/ PTR FAMILY 4.4-like
Exons: 5
Coding region: 252-2024 (590 amino acids)
Biological process (GO): transmembrane transport
Cellular component (GO): membrane
Molecular function (GO): transmembrane transporter activity
Source: RefSeq, a predicted model, not a curated record
GAUCAGCAAGCUAGCUCAAGGAACCCCCCUUUCUUAAUUUAUGGCAAGAUCCAGAUCAGAGAGAUCUAACUAGCUAGCUUGCUUUUUGCUUACAAGAUAAUUCAGCACCUUUGAGUAGAGUUUGAAGAAAUCGCUGCGGUGUCCAUAAACAAGAAGGCAACAGUACUGGUGGUAUUACUAGCUAGCUGCUGCUACGAACUGGCUACUGCUGGGAUAAAUUUAUAAGGUAAAGUAAUUAAUAAUUUAAGAUUAUGGAUGAAGAAUUGGGAACAGCAGGAAAGAAGUUGGAAUUAGGAUCAUCUGCUGCCGCUGUGGAGGAGAUCAUGUCUGUUGAUUGGAGAGGCAGACCCUGCUGCUGCAACCCUAGAAGAAAGCAUGGUGGAAUGCCUGCUGCUGCUUUUGUCCUUGGGUUUCAAGCAUUUGAGAUGAUGGCGAUUGCAGCAGUGGGAAACAAUCUAAUAACAUACGUGUUCAAUGAGAUGCACUUUUCAUUGUCAAGAUCAGCCAACACUGUCACAAACUUCAUUGGAACUGUGUUUCUUCUUUCUCUCCUUGGUGGCUUCCUCUCUGAUUCUUAUCUUGGCAGCUUCUGGACCAUGCUAAUCUUUGCCUUUGUUGAGCUCACUGGUUUCAUCUUACUAUGCGUGCAAGCCCAUCUGCCGCAACUAAGGCCUCCACACUGCAACAUGGUCUCCUCUUCCGGCCAAGGCGGCGGGCCCGGGUGCGUGGAAGCGAAGGGCUUCGAGGCCUUCAUCUUCUUCGGGGCGCUGUACUUGGUGGCACUGGGAAGCGGCUGUCUGAAGCCGAACAUCAUCUCGCAUGGAGCCGACCAGUUCCGGAAGGAGGAGCCGAAGAAGCUGUCGAGCUACUUCAACAUGGCCUACUUGGCCUUCUGCAUCGGCCAGCUCUUCGCCCUGACCCUUCUGGUUUGGGUGCAGACCCACUCGGGAAUGGACGUCGGAUUCGGGGUAUCGGCGGCCGCCAUGGCUGUGGGACUGUUCAGCUUGGUGUCUGGGACGCUUCUUUACAGGAACACGCCCCCUCGUGGCAGCGUCUUCACUCCCAUUGCCCAGGUAUUUGUGGCUGCAAUUUCAAAGAGAAAGCAGAUAUGUCCUUCAAGCUCGGAGAUGCUUCACGGAGGCCAACACAUCAACACCACUUGUGCCCCCUCUUCUAAGUUCAGGUUCCUAGACAAGGCCUGCAUCAGAAGCGGAGAUGGAAGCUCAAGUGAAAGUGCAUGGAGACUAUGCACCAUAACCCAAGUGGAGCAAGUGAAGACAAUCAUCUCAGUUCUCCCCAUCUUUGCCUGCACCAUAAUCUUCAACACCAUCUUGGCUCAGCUCCAGACAUUCUCAGUCCAACAAGGAAACUCCAUGAACAAGCAACUCACCAAACACUUCCAAAUCCCACCAGCUUCUCUCCAGGCCAUCCCCUACAUCAUCCUCAUCUUCGUCGUCCCGCUUUACGAGACCGUGUUCGUGCCCGUCGCCAGAAAAUUCACCGGCAACGAUGCCGGGAUCUCGCCUGUGCAAAGAAUAGGCACCGGACUCUUCAUCGCCACCUUCUCCAUGGUUUCAGCCGCACUGAUGGAGAGCAAGAGGAGGAAGGCGGCCCUGCAGGGAUCAAACCAAGCCCUCUCCAUCUUCUGGAUCGCGCCCCAAUUCUUGAUAUUCGGAUUGUCAGAGAUGUUCACGGCGGUUGGCCUCAUCGAGUUCUUCUACAAGCAGUCCUUGCAGGGAAUGCAGAUGCACUCAUUCUUCACAGCUCUCACUUAUUGUUCUUACUCUUUCGGCUUCUUCUUGAGCUCCCUAUUGGUUUCUUUGGUCAACAAAGUUUCCUCCACCCCAUCUGGAGGUGGCUGGCUCACUCACAACGAUCUCAACAAGGAUAGAUUGGACCUUCUCUACUGGCUGCUGGCUGCUCUCAGCCUUGUCAACUUCUUCAACUUUCUCUUCUGCUCCACAUGGUAUUCUUCCAACCCACCUCCUAAACUUUCUGACCACCCAAACAGAGCUACCCCUUGAACCGCGUUGUCUCUGCUUAAUUAUGGCCUUUUCCCCCACCUUUACCUUUUGACUUCAAAUAAAACCCUAGCAGGAUGAUUAACAUGGUAGACUUAGGCCCACUAGGAAUAGAAUAGAAUCACCCAUACUUUUUCUUUUGUUUCUGUAAGGUGGAUAUCUGAGGGACUUGAAGAAGGUCUUUAACCUAAUGAUUACAAGGAUCCAUUAAGGUAUUCAGAUCUUAAUCCACGAACUAUAUUAGUAUAUAUAAGAUUAGAUGCACUUUGCUGGUUAUUCCUUCUCCAUCUCCAUCUCAUUAGCCCUCAAGUGGUGGAACUCCAAUGAUCGCCAUUUUUCAUUUUUUACCUGUUCUUUUGAUUUUGUUUCUUUUUCUUGUUUUUUCUUUAAAACCCAAAACUUCAUUUGUGAAUUAUCAUUUAAAGAGGAAUUGCAUUAGAUGGUCAAUAACGAGCCUGAUCACUCGCCAAAUCAAACAACAUAAAUUCUCCUUUUACCUUAAAUAAUGUAUAAGUGGUGGGGUCAUGUUUUAUUUAGUCGAAACCUUCAUUUUUUUAAAAGCACAAAAUGGGAAUUUUGUAGAGUGAUUCAUGAAUCUCGCUAACAAAAAUUAAAAAUUAAACCUAGGCA